CAGCCAUAACAAUCUACAUCACAUGUACGAGAUCAAAUGUGAGCACGGUGACGUACGUGACUUACGUGACAUGGGCGGCAGACCUUGAAGUAUUUGUCCUUUACAUUUUCUUUGUACUUUUCUUUUUCCAUACAGGUCUUAAAUUGAGGGUGACAGACGACAACAAAAAUCCAAACUUAUCACCAACGCUCCAGGCUAUCUUCGAAAAUUCAACGCAGUUUUAUCCCGUCAUUCCGGGGGGAGUACUAACGACCGUCGGAAGAGCCGUAACAUUACUUCUUCUAAGACGGCAGAGAGGCGAAGACGGGCCAUCAUCAACAAUGGGUUUCCGAACCGCCGUGCUACUGCUGACUUUGGGUUUGCUGGCAUCAGCGCAAACCUCUGCCUUGGGAACAACUUUUUCCUCAACAGAAGCCAGUACAAAUGCAGAUGACAGUGAAAAAAUAAAGAACGUCUGCCCCACAGUUUUCUGCGGUGCUGGACGGGAAUGCACGGUGCUUGAUGACGGCUCACCAACAUGCGUGUGUAAGAAAGCAUGCGAACCACACCAUCACCCCGUCUGUGGAACAAACGACGUCACAUAUGAAAACCAUUGCGAAAUGCACCGUGCUGCAUGCGUGCAAGGAGUCAAAAUAUCCAAGAACCAUGAUGGAGCGUGUAAAACAAAAGUAAAAGAAGAAGCUGCCACUGAGAAAGAUGAGAGUUCUCUUGAAGAAAAGCCACUGGUUUGUUACCAGUUAGAGAGAGACUCCCUGAGACAGCUGCUUAUUGACUGGUUUAAAACUAAAGUGGAAGAUGAAGGGUGGUUCUACAAAGGCAAGAACUACACAGAGGUCCUCAUUGAGAAUUUUCAUGCAUGUGAUAAAAACCGAAACAACAAGCUGAGUGCCGUUGAAUUCCUUGAAUGUGUGGAGAGAAACGAUACAGUUCGUAACCAUGGCAAAGGUGCUGCUGGUGGAAGCCAUGCACACAUCAUCAGGGGUUUGUGCGUUGAUGCUCUGAUCAUCAUGUCAGACGAGGAUUCCGACUGGCAGUUGGAUCUGGAGGAGUUCCGCCAGUGUAUGGAUCCUGUGUACAGCCCCCCUACCAAAAAAUGUUCCCUUGAAGACAAAAUGUACAUUGAUGGUGCAGAAGUAAAUGUUGACUGUAACAUUUGUGUCUGUGCCUGUGGGAACUGGGUGUGCACUGCCUCCAGUUGUAAGACAGAUCUCAAGAAGAUAGCAGGCAGCUAUGAUCACCAUAGUGACCAGUUGCCAUCUGCUGAGGAGAGGAAGGCCAUAUUGGAAGGUUUCCAGGCCACGGAUGACGUGGAUCUGUCCAGACUGGAGGAGGAAAUCAACCGUCACCUGGACGCAGUGUCUGACGAGGAUGACUUCGGGCCAGUCCCAGACGCACACCUUGGGCGUGAUUCCCACCCUGAGGAUGUGGAGGAGUUUGUGGCUAACGUGAACACCCAGGAACAGACCACACCUGCUCCCACGAAGCAAGCACAUGAGCGCAAUAACCACCACCACAAGAGAAAGCAUCACCGCAAACACUAGGAUGGGUUUCAUCUUGGCAGAUGGGGCCAUCUAGGGAUGAGAGCAAAUAAUUCUCUGUACUGUACUUCCAAGAUGCAGCUG
Molecule: messenger RNA, 1622 nt
Organism: Lingula anatina
Lineage: Eukaryota; Metazoa; Brachiopoda; Lingulata; Lingulida; Lingulidae
Product: follistatin-related protein 1
Biological process (GO): cell differentiation; regulation of BMP signaling pathway; multicellular organism development
Cellular component (GO): extracellular region
Molecular function (GO): protein binding; calcium ion binding
Source: RefSeq, a predicted model, not a curated record